This is a messenger RNA of Trematosphaeria pertusa, 3137 nucleotides long. Its product is annotated as NAD(P)-binding protein. NCBI's taxonomy places the organism in Eukaryota, Fungi, Ascomycota, Dothideomycetes, Pleosporales, Trematosphaeriaceae. The coding region runs from base 311 to 3013 and encodes 900 amino acids. The record is from RefSeq and is a predicted model, not a curated record. The transcript is spliced from 5 exons. Gene Ontology annotation, molecular function: oxidoreductase activity.
CACCCCACAGUCUGGGCCCCGAGCUGGCCGCUGGACGAACAACCUCGGCAAGUCGUCAUCGAGGACCUCGUUCCGCUCGGUCCUUUCAGAAGACAGCAACAAAACAGCGACUCCGCAGCGCCCACCACUGCGCCUUCUCUUCUCCUCGUUGAAGAUUCUCACCUCUGCCAUUCCGCACUUUCCUUCUCCACUUGCAUACCCCGGAUUGAGGAGCCAGAAACAAGCCAGGACAACUGCCGUUACGGUCCACAUUCCUCCACCUCUGUAGAAGACUUGCGCAUUCUGUAACUGCCACAUAUUCAGACACACCAUGGCUCCCCCGGAGCUGCGAUAUGACGGCCAGACGGUCGUGGUGACGGGUGCUGGCGGCGGUCUCGGACGGGAGUACGCCGUCUUCUUCGGCAGUCGCGGCGCGAACGUGGUUGUGAAUGACCUCGGUGGGAGCUUCAAAGGCGAGGGCAAGGGCUCGCAGGCCGCCGACAAAGUCGUCAGCGAGAUCCGCGCCGCGGGCGGCAAGGCCGUCGCCAACUACGACUCGGUCGAGAACGGAGAGGCCAUCAUCAAGACGGCCAUCGACAGCUUCGGCCGCAUCGACGUGCUCAUCAACAAUGCCGGCAUUCUGCGCGAUAUCAGCUUCAAGAACAUGAAGCAGCAGGACUGGGAUUUGAUUUACAAGGUCCACGUCAAGGGGGCAUACAAGUGCGCGCGGGCGGCGUGGCCGUACUUUCGGAAGCAGAAGUAUGGACGUCUGAUUAGCACCGCGUCCGCUGCAGGUCUGUUUGGCUCGUUUGGGCAGACAAACUACUCUGCGGCCAAACUCGCCCUUGUCGGCUUCACGGAAACGCUCGCAAAGGAGGGUUUCAAAUACAACAUCCUCUGCAAUGUCAUCGCUCCUAUCGCCGCCAGCCGCAUGACCGAGACCGUUAUGCCGCCCGACGUCCUCGACAAACUGAGGCCUGAGUGGGUCGUGCCGCUCGUCGCCGUCCUGACCCACAAAUCCUCCACCGAAACCGGCUCGAUAUAUGAGGCAGGAGCGGGACACAUUGCUAAGCUGCGGUGGGAGCGGACCAAGGGAGCGCUCCUGAAGCCGGAUGACUCUCUCACGCCGGGCGCCAUCGCGGCGAAGUGGAAGGAUGUCGUCAACUUCUCCCAGUGCGAGCAUCCCCAGGGUCCUGCGAAUGCCAUGGAGCUUCUGGAGGCUGCUACCGCGUUGCCCGCAAGCCCUCGAGCACACCAGCCUGACUUCACGGGCAAGGUCGUCCUGGUCACGGGUGGAGGUUCUGGUCUCGGCCGCGCAUACUCCCUGCAGUUUGCCAAGCUGGGCGCAAAGGUCGUUGUCAACGACCUCGUGAACCCAGAUCCCGUCGUCCAGGAAAUCCAGAAGCUCGGCGGCCAGGCUGUUGGGAACAAGGCCAAUGUGGUCGACGGCGAGGCAGUAGUCAAGGGCGCCAUUGAUGCCUAUGGCCGCAUUGACGUCCUCAUCAACAAUGCCGGUAUCCUCCGCGACAAGGCCUUCGCCAACAUGACCGACGAGCAGUGGGAUAUCAUCCACCAGGUGCAUCUCUUCGGCACCUACGCAUGCAGCAAGGCCGCUUGGCCCUACAUGCUAAAGCAGAAAUAUGGCCGUAUUGUCAAUACCACCUCUACCAGCGGUAUCUAUGGCAACUUUGGCCAGGCUAACUACGCCUCGGCUAAGUGCGGUAUCCUUGGAUUCUCCAAGUCGCUCGCGCUCGAGGGCAAGAAGAACAACAUCUUCGUCAACACGAUUGCUCCAAAUGCUGGCACUCAGAUGACCCGCACCAUCAUGCCGGAAGAGAUGGUUCAGGCGCUGAAGCCGGACUAUGUCGCUCCUCUUGUCGUGCUUUUGUGCUCUGAUAAGGCACCGGAGCCGACUGGUGGAUUGUAUGAGUGCGGUAUGGGCUGGUUUGCUGCUACCCGAUGGCAGCGGACAGGUGGUCAUGGCUUCCCGGUCGACGUCAAACUCACUCCAGAGGCUGUGUUGGAGCAGUGGGAGAAGAUCAACAAUUUCGACGAUGGCCGCGCCGACCACCCGUACGACAACGCAAGCGGUCUGAAGAGUAUCAUGGCCAAUAUGGAGAACACUGCCAAGGGCAAGAAGGAGAAGAAGGGCAACGAUGAAGUCCUCAAAGCUAUUGAGGAGGCGAAGUCGGCUAAGGCAGAGGGCACACCGUUCGAAUAUGACGAGAAGGAUGUUAUACUUUACAACCUUGGCAUCGGUGCCAAACGCACCGACCUCCCCUUCGUGUACGAAAACCACGACAACUUCCAAGUCAUCCCCACCUUUGGUGUCAUCCCGCCCUUCAACGCGCAAGCCCCAUUCUCCAUGGCCGACAUCGUCCCCAACUUCUCGCCCAUGAUGCUGCUGCACGGUGAACAGUACCUCGAGAUCCGGAAAUUCCCUAUCCCUACCGAGGCCAAGCUCGUCUCGUACCCCAAGCUGAUCGAGGUUGUCGAUAAGGGCGCCGCUGGUAUCAUUGUAACAGGAACAACGACCAAGGAUGCGAACACAGGCGAGGAUAUAUUCUAUAAUGAGGCCACGGUGUUUAUCAGGGGAUCUGGCGGCUUUGGCGGGCCUAGCAAAGGCACCGACCGUGGCGCCGCGACCGCAGUCCACAAACCCCCGCAGCGCAACCCCGACGCUGUGAUUGAAGAGAAAACAAUCGAGGAACAAGCCGCCAUAUACCGCCUCUCCGGCGACCGCAACCCUCUCCACAUCGACCCCGAAUUCUCCAAGGUCGGCGGCUUCAAAGUGCCCAUCCUGCACGGUCUGUGCUUCUUUGGCAUCAGCGGCAAACACGUGCUGCAGAAGUUCGGCGCGUUUAAGAAUAUUAAGGUAAGGUUUGCGGGGACGGUCCUGCCGGGGCAGACGCUCAGAACGGAGAUGUGGAAGGUCAACAACACGGUGGUUUUCCAGACUAAAGUCGUGGAGACGGGCAAGCUGUGCAUUUCGGGCGCUGGCGCGGAACUGAUGGGCGGCGCGAGCAAGUUGUAGCCGUGUAAGGGCGCGGAAGGAAGAAAAGACAUGGGCGAGCUUGAUGUGUAUGUGGAGUUGAGCGGUUUAUUUUUUUUUUGUAGAUACAUUUGUAUGGAUAAAUCUACCUUUCCUUUUCAUAACU